AUGGAUGCAACGGAAGAAGAGUUGCUAGACAAUUGUGGAAGGAAACAAUUUGCGCAGGGUGAGAGGAGGAUAGGGGAGAUGGAUAUGCAGGAUAGAGGGAUGGGGAGUGGGAGUGGGAGUGUGGGGAGGGGGAUUGGUGGAUUGAAUUUGGAUGGGUUGGGUGAGAAGGAGAGAGGGAGGUGUGAUGGUAGAAGGAGAAGGUGGUGGGAUGGGGGUUUGCGGGAUAUAUUGGGGAACGGAAGUGGAAGUGGACAGUUUGGGGGAAGAGAAUCGGGACUUGAAGAGAAUGAAGUGGUUUUAGAGGGGCCGUUGUUGGCGUUGAGAGAAGUGAUAGGGAGUCAAGAAAACAUCUUCACACAAUUGAAGCUGACACGGUUUGAUAGAGCUCUACUCGAAGGACGAUUCUCAGACUUGACAAUCUUCCAUGGUGUGCGAGUAUGGAAUGCGCAUCAAGUAGUUGUAUGUUCCCAAUCACCGGUUUUGGAGAGUAUGAUUGAUAAUACCGGAGUUUGCAACAUGGUAAGUUCUCUCUAUCAUACCCCCUUAAACACCAAACCACUAACCUCCCUCCUAGUUCGGCUCCCCCACAAACCCAGCAUCCUCAACCUCUCCUCCUUCCCCCUCGACUCCAUCAUCGCACUCCUAGAAUACCUCUACACGUCCGCAUACUCGAUCCCCUCUCCUCCACCCAACACCUCCCCCUCAUCUUCAACCUACCUCUCCGGCCCCACCUACUCUCUCCCCCUCCACGAACAAAUCUUCUACCUCGCCUCACACCUGCAAAUUCCCGCGUUGGAAACCCUCGCCGCGGUAUACUUUCGUCACACACUGCAUACGCAAAUCUCAGACCUAGAUAUCUAUUUCGAUUGCAUCAAGCGGAUCUAUGGGAAAACGACGAGGAAGAACCCAGGAUUGAGAAACGCGUUGGUGGAAGCGGCGGUGCAGGAGUUAGAGGGAAUGUUUGGAAAUGAAGAGUGA
This is a messenger RNA of Botrytis sinoallii, 978 nucleotides long. RefSeq lists its product as uncharacterized. The transcript has 3 exons. Bases 1 to 978 code for a protein of 325 amino acids. Gene Ontology annotation, molecular function: protein binding. The record is from RefSeq and is a predicted model, not a curated record. NCBI's taxonomy places the organism in Eukaryota, Fungi, Ascomycota, Leotiomycetes, Helotiales, Sclerotiniaceae.